Molecule: messenger RNA, 3998 nt
Organism: Phacochoerus africanus (Common warthog)
Lineage: Eukaryota; Metazoa; Chordata; Mammalia; Artiodactyla; Suidae
Gene: GPC4
Product: glypican 4
Exons: 9
Coding region: 14-1684 (556 amino acids)
Biological process (GO): regulation of signal transduction; cell migration; regulation of protein localization to membrane
Cellular component (GO): plasma membrane; synapse; extracellular region
Source: RefSeq, a predicted model, not a curated record
CCCGGCCCGCCCCAUGGCACGGUUCGGCUUGCCCGCGCUGCUCUGCACCCUGGCCGCGCUCAGCGCCGCGCUGCUGGCUGCCGAGCCCAAGUCGAAAAGUUGCUCGGAAGUGAGACGUCUCUACGUGUCCAAAGGCUUCGACAAGAACGAUGCCCCCACGCACGAGAUCAACGGGGAUCAUUUGAAGAUCUGUCCCCAGGGUUACACCUGCUGCUCUCAAGAGAUGGAGGAGAAGUACAGCCUGCAAAGUAAGGAUGACUUCAAAAGUGUGGUCAGUGAACAGUGCAACCAUUUGCAAGCCGUCUUUGCUUCCCGUUACAAGAAGUUUGAUGAAUUCUUCAAAGAACUGCUUGAAAAUGCGGAGAAGUCCCUGAAUGACAUGUUCGUGAAGACCUACGGCCACUUAUACAUGCAAAACUCCGAGCUGUUCAAGGAUCUCUUCGAGGAGUUGAAGCGCUACUACGUGGCGGGCAACGUCAACCUGGAGGAGAUGCUCCAGGACUUCUGGGCCCGCCUCCUGGAGCGCAUGUUCCGCCUGGUGAACUCCCAGUACCACUUCACCGACGAGUAUCUGGAAUGCGUGAGCAAGUACACGGAGCAGCUGAAGCCCUUUGGAGAUGUCCCUCGAAAACUGAAGCUCCAGGUCACUCGUGCGUUUGUAGCAGCCCGGACCUUUGCUCAGGGCUUAGCCGUCGCCAGAGAUGUAGUGAGCAAAGUCUCCGUGGUCAAUCCCACAGCCCAGUGUACCCACGCCCUGCUGAAGAUGAUCUACUGCUCCCAUUGCCAGGGUCUCGUGACCGUGAAACCAUGUUACAACUACUGCUCCAACAUCAUGAGAGGCUGUCUGGCCAACCAAGGGGAUCUGGAUUUCGAGUGGAACAAUUUCAUAGAUGCUAUGCUGAUGGUGGCCGAGAGGCUGGAGGGUCCUUUCAACAUUGAGUCGGUCAUGGAUCCCAUCGAUGUGAAGAUUUCUGAUGCCAUCAUGAACAUGCAGGAGAACAGCGUACAGGUGUCUCAAAAGGUGUUCCAGGGCUGUGGCCCCCCCAAGCCCCUGCCGGCCGGCCGCCUCUCCCGCUCCAUCUCCGAAGGUGCCUUCAGCGCCCGCUUCAGGCCAUUUCACCCCGAGGAGCGCCCGACCACGGCAGCCGGCACCAGUUUGGACCGACUGGUUACUGAUGUCAAGGAGAAGCUGAAACAGGCCAAGAAGUUCUGGUCCUCUCUUCCCAGCAACGUCUGCAAUGACGAGAGGAUGGCUGCAGGCAAUGGCAAUGAGGACGACUGCUGGAAUGGAAAAGGCAAAAGCAGGUACCUGUUUGCAGUGACGGGAAAUGGAUUAGCCAACCAGGGCAACAAUCCAGAGGUCCAGGUCGACACCAGCAAACCAGACAUACUGAUCCUUCGUCAAAUCAUGGCUCUUCGAGUUAUGACCAGCAAAAUGAAGAAUGCUUACAAUGGGAACGACGUGGACUUCUUUGAUAUCAGUGAUGAAAGCAGUGGAGAAGGAAGUGGGAGUGGCUGUGAGUAUCAGCAGUGCCCUUCGGAGUUUGAGUAUAAUGCAACUGAGCACUCUGGGAAGAAUGCCCAUGAUAAAGCCAGCAGCGCUGGGGCCCCCACCAGGGCCCAGCCCUACCUCCUCACUGCCUUUGGCAUCUUGUCCCUGGUCAUGCCGAGAGAGUGGAGAUAAUUCGCAACCUUAGAGAGAAAGUGUUCAUCAUCAAAAAGCUAACAAGGCGCCGGUUAUCACUUUUAUACCAUCCUAGUGACUGCUUUUUAAAUGAAUGGACAACGAUGUACAGUUUUUACUACAUGGCCACUGGUUUAAAAGAUGCUGACUUUGUUGUUGUUGUUUUUUUCCAUUCAGUUUUGCGGGCAAAGGGGACUUGGAACUUAAGGUCAGUCCUGCCCCCCUCCGAAUCAUGUUAAAAGUGGCUAACGGUGUAGGUACAGAACUCUAGUUAGUUGUGCAUUUGUGAUUUUUAUCACUCUGUUUGUUUGUUUGUUUGUUUUUUCUCUUUUUGUUUGUGGGUUUUUUCCCUUCGAUACGAUCUCACCUUGUUUCUUACAAGAAAACCAGGGUCCUUUCUUGGCAUGUAACAUGUACGUAUUUCUGGAAUAUUAAAUAGCUGUACAGAAGCAGGCUUUAUUUAUCACGUUAUCUCAUUAAAAGAAAAAGCCCAACAAGCAGUAACAUUGCCAUCUAUCCCUGUUGCUUUAGCUGCCUUCUCUGGAGAGAAGAGGAGGUGGUUUUGGGUUUUUUUUGUUAUUUUUAUGAAGCUAGGACAGAAUGUGAAGGCACAAGGAGGCUGUGGACCCACUUGUCGGGUUGCACUCGAGCAUCCAUACAAAACAAAGGCUUUGCUUCAUUGAACGCUGGUGACCGGAAGAGACUGCAGACUACCCGUUUUGGUUGAGUCGAAUUGCAUGAACUAAGAUCACAGAGCGGUCCAGUUCUGAAAGCCACUUGUACUCAAAGUGUAACCCAUCCAGGAGAUUCUUGAUGCAUUCUCCCUAGAAAGAAAGAAGGCAUUCAGAAUCUCCCAGUCGCCACAUGUUCACACGUAGUUUGGGGAUGGGGGUUGUUGUGGUUUUGGUUUUGGUUUUGGUGUUAAAUCCAGGCAAAUUAGCAAAAGCCGCUGUGUGCUGGUCUUUGUUUCCACACUUGGCCCUCUUGGAACUGAUAUUCCGAUGGCAGAAGUUAAGUGACCAACGAUCUCAUUGGGUACCACGUGUUCCAGUUUUCAAGUCGGGUCCUAGAGAGGGAGCUGUCUGGGGGCCCUGCUAGAAUUGGGGUACUGCCUGGGCGCAGGGAGUCGCUGUCAACACUCAAGCAAAUCAUACGGAUUUGCAUUUGGUUUGGAUCCCAGCUUGGUUGGUUUUUUUUAAAACGGCGAUUCUAAGGUGUCUUACUUGCGUCUUUUUCUUGCCCGGCCUCCUCUCAUCAGAACGGCAAAGGACUUGCGGUGGUUCCCAGCUGGGUACCACUCCAGCAGUCAGGCAGCCCACUGGGGGAGAUCUGAGUGUCCAGGUUUUUUUCAUGUGUUGUUGCUUUUAUUUGGGGGGGUGGGGGAUGGGCGAGACGGGGGAGUAGGUAGCGCUGAGAAGACAGCAUCUUAGUGGGGAGCCUUAGCCACGUGGGUGAACUGACAAAGGCAUUGUUUCUUGUCCCAGGCCAAAGAGCAGCCCCUGCCUCGGUCCCCCCUUAGGACCUAGCCCAUUCCCUGUAUCCUUCCUACCAAAUGCCAGCUCAUAAAACUAGGAGAGUGUGGCCCAUCACUGUAAAAGGAGUUCCCAGCAGUCUGCAGAAAGCAUCAAAUGCUGCAAGUCUCUUUGAGCUUGAGGUGGCCAUUACGAUCCCAGCCAGUUCCACAGGAGGCUGAAAGCCACAGAGCGGUUGUUUGUGUUAGUGUUCAAUCUUCGGGUGUAAGCGUAAUCCUCUAUUUUUAUAUUGAAACAUGAUUACUUGAUAGCUCAGGGUCGACACUUCACUCACCUUUUGACACCAAAUUCUGCAGAAUGGACAAAAUGGAAUAUCGGGGGCUGUUGUAAACAGAGGCUUAAUUUUAUUAGAAGUAGCCAGUUAUUUAUUAAAGCAUGGUGUUAAUAAAAUAGGCAUAUCCUGGCUGGUGUGUAUCAGUGUGUUGGUGUGUUUUUUUGUUUGUUUGUUUUUUAAACAAAUCACAUUGAAAAGGCGCUCCAUUUAUGUAUGAGGAAAGAUUGAUUGUAAAUAGCUAAGCUGCCUUGUGAGAACUUGGAAAAUGUGCUGAUGCUUAGUAACUACCUCAGUUGUGAGGCAUUUCCUUUUUAGCUUAGACUGCCAUUACUUUUACUUGGUAGAAAUGAAUCUGGUUUCCAAAAUGGGGCUCAAAGAGUUAUCCCCAUAGACCUUGUUAGAGUGUUUUAAUUUAAAACCUUGAACUCUGCCCAGCUGUUUUCUUUCAGUCAAGUUCUUGAAACCAAUAACAUUUUCCGAAUUAAAUAUUCUUGAAGGUUCUUCUGGA